AUGGAGAUCACCGAGGAGCAGCGGCGUCGCUCCGAGGCCAACCGCCUCGCCGCCCUCGAGAAGCGCAAGCGCCUCGCAGUGGCUGCAGCCGCGGCCGCGCCUGCCACCGCCUUUCCCGCCUCCGGCGCCCCCACAUUCCCUGCCUACGACACUGCCGCCGCCGCCGCCGCCGAGUGGAGGCUCGCCAAAUGCCCAAGAAUCGCCCCGCCCGCGCCCCAGCCUCCGUUUGCGCCGCUGCCCCCGCGUCCUUCCCCACCGCCGCCGCCGCCGACUCCGCCUCAGCCGCUGGUGGGGUUCCAGGUUGUGCUGGAGGUAUGCAGCCCCGACGAGUUCUUGGUGGCGGUGGGGCCGGUGGAAGGCAGGGCCUACCCCGGGGAGGCCGAGUGCCUCGGCGCCGUCCAGGACUGUCUCGCCGCGGCUUCGGUUGUACAAUACUCUGCAACGCAGUCGCUAAGUCAAAGCGCACAUCUUCGUCCUGCAUUUAAGCUUGUGGACUAUGAUGUGGUGUUGAAAUGCCUUAAGAAAUUACCUGGAGCUUCUGUGCAAGAAAUACCUUCUAGCACAAAGAGAAUUAUUCAGGAUAUACCUAGGUAUCCUGGCCAAAAGUGGGCUUCUGAUGAAGAAGUAGAUGAGCUUCUCAAGAAGCUGCCACAGCAAACAAAAGAUGCUCUUUUACCCUUCCAACUUGAAGGGGUGAUGUUUGGGCUUCGAAGGCGUGGAUGCUGCCUAAUUGCAGAUGAGAUGGGGCUUGGCAAGACUCUCCAGGCGAUUGCAAUAGCAUGCUGCUUCAAGGAUGAUGGCUCUAUAUUAAUAGAACUUUUGGAUAAGCUAGCAUUUGAACAUAUUUUAAUGAGUUAUUAUUUGGUCAUCAAGACAGUCUUGAACAUCUAA
Messenger RNA from Miscanthus lutarioriparius, 891 nucleotides. The record is from the annotation of a GenBank genome assembly. Lineage: Eukaryota; Viridiplantae; Streptophyta; Magnoliopsida; Poales; Poaceae.